ACGCGCGUCGUCGUGCGCCGGUUACCCUGCGUCCGGGUCGGUGGUCCCGGCAGCUUCUAGGCCCGCGCCAUGCGGCUCCUCGGGUGGUGGCAGGUCCUGUUGUGGGUGCUGGGGCCUCCCGCCCGCGGCCUGGAGGUUGCAGAGGACAGCGGUCACUUGCAGUCAGAGGAGCAGCAUGCUCCCUCCCUGCAGGCGGGAGCUGUGUUGGCCAGUGAGGAGGACCCCCCGCGCGGCCUCGCAGACCAGGACAUGUCGGCAGGAGAGGCCGGUUCUGUGCUGGGGCUGGACCCUGACGGCGACCACGUGGUGAUGCUGUCUGUAAUCCCCGGGGAGACCGAGGACAAGCUGAGUCCCGAGCCCAGUGGUGGCACCUGUGGGGCCCGAGGGGAGGAGGACUCGAGGUGCAGUCUCCGGGAGCACAUCUUCUCUCUGGAUGGCGUGGGACCAGGCUUCCAGGACAGGGAGGAGGAGUAUUACUCAGAGCCUGAAGUGGCCGAAUCCGACCCGGCCCCACCCGAGGACUCCAAUAACACGGAAAGUCUGAAAUCCCCCAAGGUGAACUGUGAGGAGAGAAAUGUGACGGGAUUAGAAAACUUCACUCUGAAAAUUUUAAAUAUGUCACAGGACCUUAUGGAUUUUCUAAACCCAAAUGGUAGUGACUGCACGCUAGUCCUGUUUUACACGCCGUGGUGCCGAUUUUCUGCCAGUUUGGCCCCUCAUUUUAAUUCUCUGCCCCGGGCGUUUCCAGCUCUUCAUUUUUUGGCACUGGAUGCAUCUCAGCACAGCAGCCUUUCUACCAGGUUUGGCACCGUAGCUGUUCCUAACAUUUUAUUAUUUCAAGGAGCUAAGCCAAUGGCUAGAUUUAAUCAUACAGACCGAACAUUGGAAACACUGAAAGUCUUCCUUUUUAACCAGACAGGUAUAGAAGCCAAGAAAAAUGUGGUGGUAACUCAAGCUGACCAAAUAGGCCCUCUUCCCAGCACUUUGAUAAAAAGUGUGGACUGGCUGCUUGUAUUUUCCUUAUUCUUUUUGAUUAGUUUUAUUAUGUACGCUACCAUUCGAACUGAGAGCAUUCGGUGGCUAAUUCCAGGACAGGAGCAGGAACAUGCUGAAUAGCAACGGACUGAAAGGAGACGUCAGGACAAGAAAUUUCAGAAAUUAAUGCUGCACUUCCUUAUAUAUUCUCCAGUGAAGUACUGACUUACAGCUUUAGUCAGAUUAAAAGGAUCAUGCAUUUGUUGAACUGUUGAAUGUGUUAAAAAAUUAUAAAUUGGUCUUUUAAUUAGUACCGCAAAAAACAAAUGCAAAUUCAACAGAAGUCACCAUUCUUGUUUUUACUAAUCCAAUAUUUUAAGGGGGUAAUCCAGUUUCAAAUGGGAGCUGUGUUCAGGUGGAACAGUGCGUAGAAUGAUAGUUGGCUUCAUAGGAGGAGGAAAUAGGACUUUUCACAGUAUAGUUCUAGAGAAGUCUUGAUUCCUAAAAAGUCUUUAUGUCUAAGAAGGUUGGUUUCCGUUCAUUUGCAGUUUUUCUCUCAGAGCCUGUAAGCAGGAAAAUGUCCUGUUGUGGAAGAACUAGAAUUGAUAAGUGUGACCUUGUAAGUAACUGGGAAAAUAAAAGACUCAAGUACUUGG
This is a messenger RNA of Neogale vison (American mink), 1631 nucleotides long. It is a transcript of the gene TXNDC15, whose product is annotated as thioredoxin domain containing 15. NCBI's taxonomy places the organism in Eukaryota, Metazoa, Chordata, Mammalia, Carnivora, Mustelidae. Gene Ontology annotation, cellular component: cilium. Bases 70 to 1116 code for a protein of 348 amino acids. The record is from RefSeq and is a predicted model, not a curated record. The transcript is spliced from 5 exons. Gene Ontology annotation, biological process: cilium assembly.